Messenger RNA from Varroa destructor (honeybee mite), 3448 nucleotides. Its product is annotated as acetylcholinesterase-1. Gene Ontology annotation, molecular function: acetylcholinesterase activity. The record is from RefSeq and is a predicted model, not a curated record. Lineage: Eukaryota; Metazoa; Arthropoda; Arachnida; Mesostigmata; Varroidae. Gene Ontology annotation, biological process: choline metabolic process; acetylcholine catabolic process. Gene Ontology annotation, cellular component: plasma membrane.
GAAAGUUAUCUCCCUCGUAUAUACUUAUUUGAUUGCAAGCGAUUUCGCUUAUAAUAAAUCGUCUCAAAGCAGCGCUCUAUUGUAGUCGUUUAUCAAGCGUCUUGGCUCACUUACUUUCUUCCAGGUUUUAGUUCGUCGAAAAGCCUUUUCUACUUUGAAGCUAUGGUCUCAGAGUCGCUCAAUAUUGGUGCUGCAUGGUGACAAGUGUUUGGACGCUUCUUACUCCACAAACGUGCGCUUAAAAGCGAUGAAAAUAUCUGUUGACAUGUGUACAGCCGUCAAAUACGUUCUAUUUGUGACCGUUGUGUGUUUUGACGCGUUACAGACCAGUAUUGCUUGGUCAGAAUCCCACAUUGCAAUUGACACUGAAACCCCAUCGCCGCUGGUUACUACGCCGAGCAAUGGGAUGAUUCGCGGAGUGAGAGUAUUCUCUAAAAUGGGACGCACUAUCGAUGCGUUCAUAGGAAUACCAUUUGCACAGCCCCCAGUUGGCAAUUUGCGUUUCAAAAGGCCUCAGCCAGUAAAAAAACACACCGGCGAACUAAAUGCCACGAGAGCCAGACCUGGUUGCCUACAAUUGGAGUUUAAGUAUGGCAAAAUCGCACGUAUAGACAAUACAGACACUACCGAGGAUUGCCUCCAUCUUAACGUGUUCGCGCCCGGCAAAUCGGAAAGUGCCAGAGAGUAUGAAGAAGACAGCGAGGACACUGUGGAGGACGAAAGAUUGCCAGUGUUCAUUUAUCUCUAUGGAGGAGCGUUCAUUUGGGGAGAAAACCAGUUGUCGGUCUAUGAUGGGGUCGAGUUCGCAGCGGAAGCGGACGCGAUCUUCGUGGCGGUCAACUACCGAGUAAAUAUAUUUGGUUUUCUAAAUUCAACAACUUCAGCUAUUCCCGGCAACAUGGCCUUAUGGGACCAACUUAUGGCCAUGCAAUGGGUGAGGGAUAAUAUCGCUGCUUUCGGAGGCGACCCCAACGAAGUCACAUUGGGCGGGCAGAGUGCAGGUGCCAUGUCCGCAGCGUUUCAUUCAUACUCGCCGCUGAGCAAAGGAUUAUUCAAGAGGGCGUUUAUGAUGAGCGGUACUUCACUAUCAGCUAAAUUUACUCAACAAACUACGGCUGAGGACAUGAUACAAGCAAUUACGCUUGCUUUGGAUUGUUUUGAUGCUGAUCCCGCUGUCAGCAUAAAAUGCGUCCUUGACAAGCCGAUCACCUACAGAGAGCUCGAGGGGCUCAAGAGGGAGCUUGGAACUAAAUGGUACAACUUUGCACCACAUUCAGGAGAUGCGCUGUUGCCUUAUCCGAUUCAAGAACUACAUCGCAAUAAGUACCAUAUUAAGGACAUGAUGCUAGGUGUAACUCAGCGUGAAGGUGACUUCCUAUUUAACGCCUUACAAGAGUGGCUUCCUAAUUUGGCUGGCGGACUAGAGUCUUCGCCCGAGAGCACGAUCCGUCUGCUUAUUAAAAUGCUAUUCGGUGUCAGUAUUCAGGACACUGGCAGAAUAUUUAAAGCAUAUUUGUUGCCCACCGACAAGGACCCGCUUCCACAUGAUAGGUUGCUUCAAGUAGGCAGCGAUAUUGUAAGCCACGGUAUAUUUGAGUGUCCGGCCCAGUUCUUCGCAGAGCAUGCAGCGUCGCAGGGCGUUAAUGUGCGAUAUUACGUCUACGCGCAUAUGCCGUCAUUCCGGAUUAACUUAAAUCUCGGCCGAGAAUCGACCCACAACGAUGACAUCCCAUUUCUACUCGGUUCGAUUAAUGCUGUGCAGGAAAACAUCAAGGCGUACGGCAUGAAGACACCGAGCUUCUUUAUCGACGUCCAGAAGAAAACUAGCCCAGAAGAGCAUCAUUUUUCAAGAGUUAUCGUCAAACAAAUUAGUCAUUUCAUGAAGACUGGCAAACCACGUAUUCCCGACUCACAGAAGGAGUGGCCAUUGUAUAGUGCUGAAGAUCCACAGAUCGUCUAUAUAGCACCUAACAACUUUACCAUUGUUCGCGAACCAAAGACUGACAAGUGCAGCCUCUGGGAACCGUACAUCCUCGUUAAAUCUAAGGAAGGGCACAGCAAGACGACACUACCGAAAACCACUGCCGAAGAAGUCCCUUCGAUUGAAGCUGAUGAAUCGCACGCGUCCAGGCGUGACAAGGUCGGCCACCGGAUGCACAAGCGAAACCAGUCCGCCGCGUCCGUCCUCGUUAGUUCGUCCUUGCUACAUCUGCUACUCCUGACGACACUGCUCCUUCGAGUUCCGGUUCACACAGUCGCGGCAUUUUGAUGAGAGCGCAGCAGUAAAAACAUCCACGUAUGUAUUCCUCGUGAAUCUCUAAAUAGGCCAAUUAGAGGUAGAUUAAGAUCAAGGGUAGAACAACAGCUUCAAAGAUAACCUUAGCUUAUCGACCUACUGGACCAACAGCAGUAAACCUACUACUAGCUAUACUUACGAAUGGCAGAUCACAGAUAAUGUGAGGCUGGAUUUGACAGGCCGAGAAUCGUGAGAAGGCCCCUGCAGAGGACAUUCUUAUAAAAACGAGCAGAUAUAAUAAGACUAAUUUAAACAGAAACAAAAUAGUUAGGCUGCUGAUGCUGUUAGUGAUAGAUUGAUAGCUAAUAUUGUUGGUGUCACAGUUACCGUGUGCAAUAAGGCACGAGUCCUUUUUGUUCGCAAUUCGGAGCGGGGUUUAGACUGGGGUACGAGAUGAUUCUAAUUAGCUCUUUUCGAAUUUAUCUUCUUUGCUAAUAUAAGUAAGCAAACGUUUUAUGCACUCGACCAGGUUCCUAAGGAGCUGAAACCUCGUUGGCUCGCAACCUAGAUAAAGGUUGACUUUUUUUUUUUUUUUUUUUAUCUUAUAAUUACUUAGGGUGUAAGCUCAGUAGUCAGAGGCACUUGAUCAAGACGUUUCUAUGAUGUCUAUAGCAAUACUCUGUGUAUUUAUGCGGUUACUAAAGCGACAAAAUUAAAUUACGAAGUACAUGGAGUUGUAUUUAUUAGACAAAACAAUCCUUUCCCAAUGGCCGAAAGAGCGCGCCCGACGGGUCUGAUUUUUAGUGAGACGUUACGUAUGAACAAAAUUGUAUAACAAGCUUAUAGGAAAAUAUCCUGUAUCACUGAAUACUAAUAGUAGUACAAAACCAUCUAUUUUAUUGUUGGUGAAUUUUGCGAAUCCCAGCAAAAGUUGUCUUAACUGAUUAUUAAUGUAUAUUUAAUUUUUUGAUCUCUGUCUGUUUGGCAUUUGAGUCGGACUUAUGCGUGACCGAACUUCUGUAGGGAGAUAAAAAAAAAAAAAAAAAAAAAGAGCUGUAUAUUAAAAAUUUAAUGAGGUACUUGUUGUUGGAAACAAUGAAUUGAACAAGUAGUUUAUUAAAUUUUUAAUUAAAUAAAAAAACGAAACGAACUAUGUGUUAUUCGACACCGAUGUACAUAUGGCAUUUAAAUAAAGGAUGUCAAAAAAAAAAA